Molecule: messenger RNA, 1613 nt
Organism: Medicago truncatula (barrel medic)
Lineage: Eukaryota; Viridiplantae; Streptophyta; Magnoliopsida; Fabales; Fabaceae
Product: receptor-like protein 34
Exons: 2
Coding region: 137-946 (269 amino acids)
Source: RefSeq, a predicted model, not a curated record
AGGAUGUAUCCUUCCAACUCAAUAUAAUCAACCAUCUUCACUUAACUUUUCAUCUCUUGUUACUCUUGAUUUUUCGCGAAUUUCUUAUUUUGCUCCGAAGUGGAUAUUUGGGUUGAGAAAACUUGUUUCUCUUCAAAUGGAAUCUAAUAACAUCCAAGGAUCGAUUAUGAAUGGAAUUCAAAAUCUCACUCUCCUUGAAAAUCUUGACUUGUCUAACAAUGAAUUCUCGUCUUCUAUACCUGUUUGGCUAUACAAUCUUCAACAUCUCAAGUUCUUGAACCUUGGAGGGAAUAACUUGUUUGGAACCAUUUCCGAUGCCAUGGGAAAUUUGACUUCCAUGGUUCAACUUGAUUUGUCAUUUAAUCAACUAAAAGGAAGAAUUCCAUCUUCUAUUGGAAAUUUAGAUUCUAUGCUCGAGCUGGAUUUACAGGGAAACGCAAUUCGUGGUGAACUUCUUAGAUCAUUUGGAAAUCUUUCUUCAUUACAAUUUCUUGGUCUUUAUAAAAACCAAUUAAGUGGAAAUCCAUUUGAAAUUCUUAGACCACUUUCUAAACUGUCGGUUCUUGUACUUGAAAGAAAUCUAUUUCAAGGAAUUGUCAAGGAAGAUGAUCUUGCAAAUCUUACGAGUUUACAAUAUUGUUAUGCAUCAGAGAACAAUCUCACUUUAGAAGUUGGUUCCAAUUGGCAUCCUAGUUUUCAGCUAUACGAAUUGGGAAUGAGCUCGUGGCAAAUCGGCCAUAACUUUCCGUCGUGGAUUCAAACUCAAAAGGAUCUUCAUUAUUUGGACAUAUCUAAUACAGGAUUUGGACCUUGCAAACAACAAUUUGAACGGAAAUAUACCAAAUUGUCUCGACCAUUUGAGUGCCAUGAUGCUAAGGAAAAGAAGCAAAGAUUCUUUAAUAUAUUCAAAUACAUCGAUUGUGGAGAUUGGAUGAAGUAUAGUUAGUUCGCUCAUGUGGGUGAAAGGAAUAGGUAUAGAGUAUAGAAAUAUUCUUGGCUUGGUGACAAAUGUUGAUCUAUCUGAUAAUAAUUUAUCUGGAGAGAUACCAAGAGAAAUCACAAAUCUAGAUGGAUUGAUUUAUCUAAAUAUUUCCAAGAAUCAAUUGGGAGGCGAAAUCCCACCAAAUAUUGGUAAUAUGAGAUCAUUGGAAUCCAUUGAUAUCUCUAGAAAUCAAAUUUCAGGAGAAAUCCCUUCAACCAUGUCAAACUUAAGCUUUCUAAACAAGCUUGAUUUGUCUUAUAAUCUUUUGGAAGGGAAAGUUCCAACAGGCACACAACUUCAGACCUUUGAAGCAUCAAAUUUUGUUGGCAACAAUUUGUGCGGCUCGCCACUGCCUAUCAAUUGCAGUUCCAAUAUCGAAAUUCCUAAUGAUGAUCAAGAGGAUGACGAGCAUGGAGUGGAUUGGUUCUUUGUGAGUAUGACAUUAGGAUUUGUUGUGGGAUUUUGGAUAGUAGUUGCUCCUUUGUUCAUGUUUAGAUCAUGGAGGUUAACCUACUAUGAUUUCCUUGAUGGCAUAUGGUACAAAUUAAAUUCUUGUUGGUGAAUGUAGAUUUGUAAUGUAGCAAAUGUUUGUUUUUUUGAAUAAUUGUAUUGUAGCAAAUGUUGUAAUGUA